AUGGCGGAGGAAACAAUUAUGUCUAUGAAUGAUCAGGCAAUUAAAAUUGAACCACCAGAAUAUUCACCAGAAGACAUUAAACUCGAAAUAGAGGAUGGUUUUGAUGAUCCUGAUGUUAAAUCUGAAUCGUGUUCUGAAGAUGGUGAUACGUGUUUACAAAGAUUCAUGAAUUCCGAAGUGACAAUUGAAGAAGAAGUCAAACAGGAGUUAGUCGAGUCAUCAAUUUAUGAAUGUGACAUUUGCAAUAGAUCAUUUCCAGAAUCAGACCAUUUAAAAAAGCAUAUGGCCGAUCAUAUUCCUAGUAAUAGCAAAGAAUGUUCUUUCAAAUGCGAAGUCUGUUACAAGGCUUUUAAUCGAUUAAGUAAUCUGAAAAGGCACAUGCUCAUUCACAGUGGUGAGGGCGCCCAUGAUUGCAAUUUAUGUAAAAAGACAUUCACGCAAUCAGGUGGUCUGAAACGACACAUGCUGACGCACAGUGGGGUUCGCCCUCAUAAAUGUGAUUUUGUAAUAAGUCAUUCACACUCAUCUAGUCUGAAAAGUCACAUGCUGAUACACAGUAGUGUACGUCCUCAUGAAUGCAAUAUAUGCAAAAAAACAUUCAGGCAUUUAUGUAAUCUGAAAAGUCACAUGCUUAUUCACAGUG
Ctenocephalides felis (cat flea) is the source of this 643-nucleotide messenger RNA. Its product is annotated as zinc finger protein 710-like. Gene Ontology annotation, biological process: regulation of transcription by RNA polymerase II. Lineage: Eukaryota; Metazoa; Arthropoda; Insecta; Siphonaptera; Pulicidae. Gene Ontology annotation, molecular function: DNA-binding transcription factor activity; RNA polymerase II cis-regulatory region sequence-specific DNA binding. The transcript is spliced from 2 exons. The record is from RefSeq and is a predicted model, not a curated record. The annotation marks the transcript as partial.